This is a messenger RNA of Spodoptera litura, 411 nucleotides long. The record is from RefSeq and is a predicted model, not a curated record. Lineage: Eukaryota; Metazoa; Arthropoda; Insecta; Lepidoptera; Noctuidae.
AUGGCUCAAGAUUACGAAGGUGGUGAUUAUGGUGAUGAUGAUAGUGGUGAUUAUGGUGAUGAUGUUGAUCGUGAUUAUGGUGAUGAUGUUGAUCGUGAUUAUGGUGAUGGUGUUGAUCGUGAUUAUGGAGAUGAUGUUGAUCGUGGUUAUGGUGAUGGUGUUGAUCGUGAUUAUGGAGAUGAUGUUGAUCGUGGUUAUGGUGAUGGUGUUGAUCGUGAUUAUGGAGAUGAUGUUGAUCGUGAUUAUGGUGAUGAUGUUGAUCGUGAUUAUGGAGAUGAUGUUGAUCGUGAUUAUGGUGAUGAUGAUGAUGAUGAUGGUGAUGAUGAUAGUGGUGAUGAAGGUGAUGAUGAUGAUCGUGAUGAAGGUGAUGAUGAUGAUCGUGAUUAUGGUGAUGAUGUUGAUCGUGAUUAA